Molecule: messenger RNA, 1004 nt
Organism: Bactrocera tryoni
Lineage: Eukaryota; Metazoa; Arthropoda; Insecta; Diptera; Tephritidae
Product: transcription factor Adf-1-like
Exons: 4
Coding region: 107-886 (259 amino acids)
Biological process (GO): regulation of transcription by RNA polymerase II
Cellular component (GO): transcription regulator complex; nucleus
Source: RefSeq, a predicted model, not a curated record
AUAUGAAACGCAUGAAAACGGAAAAAAUCUAGUUCUUGUUGAAGCGUUGCUAAGUCAAAACCUAACUUUGCUUCUUAAUUGUGACGGUGUAAAGCCUUUUUCGAAAAUGGUUAUAGACGAUUUGAAGUUAAUUCGUGAAGUAAAAAUACGGCCAUAUUUCUAUGUGAAGGGUUUAACUGGCUAUCGAAAUUCGACGCUACGCAAAAGAGGUUGGGAACAGAUUGGCGGCAUUUUCGAAACAACGGGCGAAGAAUGUUGCACACGUUGGCGUGUUAUAAGAGACCGUUACGUAAAAUUGAUUGCCAAAAAAGGUGCUAACAAACCCUUAACGGGUUACGAUAAAAACUGGACACUUUACAAGCACUUGGGCUUUCUAAAAGCGCACAUAAAACCUAGAACUUAUAAGUUCAAGCAGAGCGCACCUAACAACGAAACGGAACAAGAAGUUGACGAGCACGAGUUUAUACAAAACAUUUCCAACGAAGACACUUUCGAUGAAGAGCUAACCAAAUAUGAAUCCAGCGUGGAGGCUGAGGAAUCGCUUAUGUCCAUACCCGAUAUGGAUUGUAAUGAUGAUUUACCAAUUGAAAUCACCACAGCUGAACCGUACGUGCAAUCCACCGUACCUGACGUAAUGCCGCAAUGUAGCGAUUUUCAAGAUAAAUUUUCAGCUUUUACAAAGAGAGUGGAAUUCUUGCUGAAACAGCGGCAGACAAAUGCGUCGGAUGAUAAAAAUGAAGCUUUCUAUCGCAUGAUCGGCGUUAAGCUGGCCGAAUUGCCGGAAGAUGAGCAGGAAGAUGCCAAAUUGCACAUCAUCUCACACGUUUUCGAAAGGGUGAAAACGUAUAAACAAAAAACACGCUCGCUUAGUAGUACGCAUAAUUAGCCGCUAAAAUGUAAUGUAGGAAUUUCAAGUUUUUUUGUUUCGUUUUAAAACUUUUUAUGAUAAAAUAAAGACUGUUUGUAAAAGUGAAACUGCAUAUAGAGCGUUGUUGCAAGUUUAA